Hibiscus syriacus is the source of this 699-nucleotide messenger RNA. RefSeq lists its product as uncharacterized. Bases 3 to 689 code for a protein of 228 amino acids. NCBI's taxonomy places the organism in Eukaryota, Viridiplantae, Streptophyta, Magnoliopsida, Malvales, Malvaceae. The record is from RefSeq and is a predicted model, not a curated record. The transcript has 2 exons.
CAAUGGCGACUACUGAGUCAUCUAAGCCUGCAGCAAAGCAACUUGGUGAACUCCUCAAACAACAACAAUAUCCAUUCGUCUUACAGAUUUACCUUUCCGAAAGAGGGUGUUUCAGGAACAAGAAGAAGAAGGGUAUUUCGAAUUUCCCUAAACUACUUAAACUUGUGAUAUGUAACAAGUUAUUUGCAAUCAAAAGGUUGAAGACCAAGAUUCCUGAGAUGAAGAGAAAUGAGCAAGAAACUGCAGAACCAGAUAGAUUUUCGACAGUGUAUAAUUCAUGCACAGAUAGUGACAGAGAUGAACCAUUGAUGAUAACGAAGAUUCCAAGUUCCAAUGGAGUUCAAUGGCAGAAAAGCUUGUUCUUGAGUAAGCUGAUAAUGGGGGACUCGAUAUUGUCAGCUUCUCUUUGGAAUUUACUUGUUCAAACCACACCAGACAAACAAAGUUGUGUAAGAAUAUUACAGGAGGCCGAUGAGUCUAAUUCUUCACCAUUAAGGGUUUUGCAGCAAGCAAAGAAACUCAAUGAAGUGAAAAUGGAAUUGGUGGAAUCAGAUGUAAUGGGUUCAACCCAGGAUUGGAAUGGUUAUGAAGAGCAGAAGAAGAGUAUAGGGCUAGUGAUUGGAAACGCCAUUGCAGAGGAGAUUAUAAAUGAAGCUGUAAAGGAGAUUAUCUUCAUGUUUCAUAGCUAAGAUGUAGUUU